Melampsora larici-populina 98AG31 is the source of this 438-nucleotide messenger RNA. RefSeq lists its product as uncharacterized. NCBI's taxonomy places the organism in Eukaryota, Fungi, Basidiomycota, Pucciniomycetes, Pucciniales, Melampsoraceae. The transcript has 5 exons. The coding region runs from base 1 to 438 and encodes 145 amino acids. The record is from RefSeq and is a predicted model, not a curated record.
AUGUCUUGGGUGCGGGCGAACCCUAUCUUUUUUCUGGUGCUCGUCUUCUUGCUUGCAGGAGAUCUCGGGUCACACAUUUUCGCAGAUGCUAAUUAUAUAGAAUGCAACUACUGGUGGGAAAGACCAACGAAGGAUAAUGGUAAUAGAGAUCAAUGUGCUGUAAGCAAUGAUGGAGUCCCAACCUACUAUACGUGUAAGGGGUGCAAAAGGGGAGAUGGCAAAUCACCCUCUGCUGAUAACUGCAUCGACCCCCACGGCAGACCGUUGAGCACGACAGGAUCGUUCAACUGCGACGGAGGAGUCGAGAACAAUCCAGAGAGCAACUCAGUUCGACCAAUUAUUUGCUACCAUCUCGAGGCAGGAGUUCCGAUGACCUACCGUUGCAAGACCCGCCAUCUACAUCAGCGAUGCCCGACGGAGAGUUGUACCAAGAGAUAA